AUCUUGUUAUGUGUGAUUUCUCUGCAGAAGCAAGGGCCCUAUAUAAUACGUUGCAGCAGAAAUAACUAAGAUCGAAAACAAAGAGUGAGAAUGCAGGAGGAAGAUAAGGCCGAGGGAGUCAUAGUGGUCGGAGCAGGCCCCUCAGGCCUUUCCGCCGCCGCAUGUUUAAGGAAGCAAUCAAUUCCGUUCAUAAUCAUUGAGAGAGAAGACUGUUUCGCUUCUCUAUGGAAGAAAUACUCUUACGACCGUCUCCACCUCCACCUCAGAAAGCAGUUCUGCCAGCUUCCCCACAAGCCAUUUCCACCCACUUUCCCUUCCUACGUUCCCAAGAACCAGUUCCUAGAGUACCUCGACGACUACGUCUCCCACUUCGCCAUCGCGCCGCUCUAUCGGAGGACGGUGGAGCUGGCCCAGUACGACGACGCCCGCCGCUGCUGGAGGGUGGAGGCCAGGAAUGGGGAAUCCGGCGAGGUGGAGAAGUACUGCGGGAGAUUCCUGGUGGUGGCUACUGGGGAAACUAGCGACCCCUUUGUGCCGGCCGUGGAAGGGUUGAGUAGUUUCCCUGGAAAGGUGAUUCAUUCCACUAAGUUCAAGUCAGGGAAGGAGUUCAAAGACGAGCAUGUUCUUGUUGUUGGGUCUGGGAAUUCCGGCAUGGAAAUCGCUUUGGACCUUGUCAACCAUGGUGCCAAAACCUCCAUUCUUGUUCGAAGCCCGGAACAGGUUCAUUUUCUAUCAAGGGGAAUGGUAAGUUUAGGGUUGUUUCUGCUCAAGUAUUUGUCGUUGAGCAGUGUGGACUUGUUGAUGGUGAUUCUCAGCACCAUGGUUUACGGUGAUGUGACUAAAUAUGGGGUUAGAAGACCCACUGAAGGACCCUUUUCCAUGAAGAACAAUCAUGGAAAAUAUCCAAUUAUUGACGUUGGAACCUACGACAAGAUAAAAUCUCAUGAAUUAAAGGUUUUGGGAGCAGAAAUAGAAAGCGUAAGAGGCAAGGAUGUCCUAUUCAAGAAUGGAGAGUUACACCCAUUUGACUCCAUUGUUUUCUGCACAGGCUUCAAGAGAUCAACCAACAAGUGGCUCAAGGGUGAUGAUUACCUUCUGAAUGAUGAUGGUCUUCCAAAGCCAAAAUACCCCAGCCAUUGGAAGGGAAAUAAUGGUUUAUACUGUGUUGGCCUAUCAAGAAGAGGUUUCUAUGGAGCUGCUGCAGAUGCUGAAAAUAUAGCGAAUGAUAUAAGCUUCUUCAUGCAACAACCCUGAGAAUAAGCUAUAUCCAGCAAUAAAGUUUCCCUGUAUCAUGUUUUUCAGACAUAAUUAUUGCAGAACAUCAUGAUUUGGAACAUUGUCGUUGUAAUUGUUUAGUUCCCAUUGGUCUUCGACAGGGACAUCAGUAUCAUCUGCAAAUAAUAAUAACACUCUUCACUCUGCAUUUUCUUAUAUUAUUAUUCAUCUCAAUG
Vigna radiata var. radiata (mung bean) is the source of this 1451-nucleotide messenger RNA. RefSeq names its product probable indole-3-pyruvate monooxygenase YUCCA10. The record is from RefSeq and is a predicted model, not a curated record. The coding region runs from base 91 to 1254 and encodes 387 amino acids. Gene Ontology annotation, molecular function: NADP binding; flavin adenine dinucleotide binding; monooxygenase activity. Lineage: Eukaryota; Viridiplantae; Streptophyta; Magnoliopsida; Fabales; Fabaceae. The transcript has 4 exons.